AUGACAGCAUCCGACCUCAAGCCUCAGACCCUGCGCCGCGCCUGUCAGGCCUGUGCGCGGGGCAAGCGCCGCUGCGACCAGCGCUGGCCACGUUGCACCAGAUGCCAGACCAGGGGUAUCAGCUGCGAAUACGCCAAUGUGCCUCUUACGACGGACAAUGCUAUCCCCGCGGGGAAACUAGCUACACCUGCCGCCCGGAACAUACCGACACCGCGCCGUCGAAUGGAGGUGCCCGCUGCUCGAGCUGGAGGUCCACCACGCCCACGCCCCCAGCUUACCAUCCACCACCCGCUGCACCUGGAGAUCCCGAAAGGCUACGAGCCAAGCAUCAUCUCCUUCCUCGUCGCCGGUGUAUCUUCCCUCCCCAUGGCAUUCGCACGGGAUAUGAAAACCCACUUCAUCCACCCGGAGCUCUGGCCUUGCGGUGCAAAUGGCACUCCACCACCCCCCCUCCGCGAUAUCCACGCCCUCUGCCAACUCUUCACAAGAUGCCAGAACACAACGACCUUCCUCUCCCUCCUCCGCCAGAAAACACUCUACCACUACAGACGCAUCUCGCACACCGCAACAGCAACCUUCUCAGACACCCUCGCCUCGACACAAGCCCUCCUCCUCGCACAAUGCAUGCUCAUCACGACCGACCCAAACACGCCGUACUCCGAAGCAACAAGCUCCAUGCUCCUCUCCCUAGCCCAGAAACUGUACGCGCAAGCCCCAGUCCAGUUACCGAGCUCGCUAUCCCCGCGCCGGGCGUGGUUAUUCGCUGAGAGCGUGCGGCGGACUAUCAUUGUCGCGUUUAUGCUGCGGAGUGUGUACUCGCUGCAGAAGAGGAAUUACUCCGUGCGCACGCCGUUCGUGGACUCGUUGCCUUUUGAUAUCCGCACUGGUUUGUGGGAUGGCAACGCGCGUGCGGGUGCGGACAUGGUCGUGGACACAGGGGCAGCGGCUUCGACGGACGCCAUUGUCUCGCUGCAUCAGUACUCCGGCAUGUUGGAGAGCGGGCUCGUUCAUGGGAUUUCCCCGUUCGGGGGCUUGAUUCUUGCUGCGUGUAGGGGCAGGGCUGUGGAGGAGAUUGCCUAUCCGGCCGUCGCAGGCUGA
Molecule: messenger RNA, 1098 nt
Organism: Aspergillus mulundensis
Lineage: Eukaryota; Fungi; Ascomycota; Eurotiomycetes; Eurotiales; Aspergillaceae
Product: Zn(II)2Cys6 transcription factor domain-containing protein
Exons: 1
Coding region: 1-1098 (365 amino acids)
Biological process (GO): regulation of DNA-templated transcription
Molecular function (GO): zinc ion binding; DNA-binding transcription factor activity, RNA polymerase II-specific
Source: RefSeq, a predicted model, not a curated record